CCACAACUCACUGACACAUACACACUGGCUACCUAUUCAGUGGAAGGCAAUCGCAUGGUAUCUCUGAAACACCACAUCUGCUUGUCAAACUAGUUGUAUUUGGCCCACGGUUGUGAUUAUGUCUGCCCCAACUCAACUACGUGUUAUCAUUGAAGAGACCCAAGUUCACAAGUUAACCCUACCAGAUGGAAUCCCUAGCACUGUUGACGAAUUUUUGGCAGCCGUACAGAAUCACUUUCAACUCCAAGGGAGUUUUACUGUUAUGUACAUGGACAAAGAUUUUGAUGAUCAGUUCUUCACCAUUACGUCAACAGAUGUCAUUAAGAACAAAGACACAAUCAAACUUGUUAGAAAUGAACCUUCUUCCGUUAUUCUCACAUUGAGUCCCAUCAAUGAGGAUGCUGCCUCCUCUCCUUCAUUGCCACUGGGUCUGUCAUUCCAGGAAGACGGUUCCUCGGUUAGUUCAUCCGACACCAUCAUUUUACCGAGGUCCCCAGAGUUUCGAUCUGAACCGUGGCCAACUGUCUUUGAGAUUCCCACCUUUUCAUAUAAUGUUGAACUGCCCCUUCAAGCAGGAAAUAAGGCCUAUGAAACUGAUGGCUCACUCCUUCAAAAUCCAAGCAUGAACUCUGACAUACUUGAGAAACUUGCUGAAGCAAUAUUCCACUACACUGCCUAUCCCUCUGACCAUCAAAUACUGGCAGUUGUUGAAGCUCUGCUAAAAAAGCAUCCAUGCCUAAAAGAGCCUGGAACCUCAUAUUCAGGCAUGUACGGGUGGCAGCAGCGUCUUAAAUAUAAGAUGGCUAAUUAUCGGUCCAAAAUGAGAAGGCGUGAAGUUCCUUGUCCUGAACUUGAUAUCAACUCCUUGAAAAAGAAACCCCAUGGUGAGAGAAAUCCUGCAAAAAAUUGCAAGCGACCAAAGAGGGCAGAGGUGAACUACCUUCCUCCACAUCCAAGUGGAGAAACUAGCGACACUCUGGAGUUAGAGAGACAGGAGCUUCUUAACAAGGUAAAGAAGAAGAACAACAACAAGGUGAUUCAAGAAAAAAUGGCCAAAACCUUCUCCUAUCGAAGGCUCGAAGUUGUGAGUGGUAGUCCUGCUGCUGAAGACUUCAAAGAGAGAUGGCCUGCUUUGUUUUGUGAAGCUGAGAUCAAGGAGGAAUUCAAGAGAAUAACUACAGUUUCACUAGAGCAGAGCUUCAUGUACAAACUGACCACUACACAACAAAACUUAUUGCCCUGA
This is a messenger RNA of Xyrauchen texanus (razorback sucker), 1243 nucleotides long. Its product is annotated as sterile alpha motif domain-containing protein 3-like. The record is from RefSeq and is a predicted model, not a curated record. The transcript is spliced from 3 exons. Bases 119 to 1243 code for a protein of 374 amino acids. Lineage: Eukaryota; Metazoa; Chordata; Actinopteri; Cypriniformes; Catostomidae.